AUGUCGCUUCUCCCUCUCAUCGGAUGGGCGGUGCUACCCGGCUACGCCACAUCUUUCCUCCAAAGCGUCUACUAUGGCAUCACCAUUCGCGCCGGUGAUCCCAAGCCAAUGCCCCAAACCCCACGAUUCGAACUUCAUCGCCGUCGCAUCUUCAUUUUCGUCAUCGUCAGCUACCUCCUCUACACCCUCUACGAAACCUUUCACCAAGUACAAGUUGCAGGCAACUACUACACACUAUUGGACGUAACACCUUUCGACACCGACAAGAUGAUCCAGUCCAAGUUCCGCCGCCUCGCUGCGCGUUACCAUCCUGAUAAAAUCGGUCACCAGGAGGGGACCGAUAUUCUAUUUAUGCUAUUGCGCCAGGCCCAGGAAACCCUCCUUGACCCCGUCCAGCGCUUCGCCUAUGAUCGCUUCGGCCCCGAUGCGUUGAAAUGGGGAGGCCAGUUAAAGACUACGCAGGAGUUUUUCAUGAUCUCGCUUACCCGCCUGGUGUUGCCGCAAUUUGUGAUGUCGUUGGCGGCUAUGCUGGUGUUGAACUGGCUCUGGUGGGGAGGUUUCGGACGCUACUGGCGCUUCUUUUCCCUCGCCGCGAUGGUCGUCCUCGAACUAGCCCUAAUCACCCGUCCCCGCGCCGUCUUCAUGCCAGCAGCCUAUCUCCCCUCAGCACUCAGCGCCUGGCUACCGGCCCAAUCAUUCCACCUCCUCCCAUUCCAAGUCCUAACGAUCGCGCGUCGAUUCUCAAUAACAAUCCACAUUUUCAUCUCACAAAUGGCUCCGAAGGCCCAGGCCCAAGCGACUCGGAGCGACGGCGGCGUCUCUCCACAAACGAUGCAGCAGGUCGUGAAGCUGGUGCAGACGGCGCAGCAGACGGAUCUGGAAGCUACACGGUCGCUUCAGCUGGCGCAGGCGCCGUUCCGCGGCGAUCGCGAAACUGUUUCUGGUUUGCGACGCGGGAUGCAGGAGGCUCUUGUUCUUGCUGGGGUGCGGUCGAGUCCGGGGGUGCAGCAGGCUGUUGGGGAAGUUAUUCAGAGGCGACAGGGUAUGGUUGAUGCUGGGGCGAAUGAUGGGUCUGGCUCGACGUAG
Penicillium waksmanii is the source of this 1086-nucleotide messenger RNA. Its product is annotated as J domain-containing protein. The record is from RefSeq and is a predicted model, not a curated record. Gene Ontology annotation, molecular function: protein-folding chaperone binding; misfolded protein binding. Gene Ontology annotation, cellular component: endoplasmic reticulum. NCBI's taxonomy places the organism in Eukaryota, Fungi, Ascomycota, Eurotiomycetes, Eurotiales, Aspergillaceae. The coding region runs from base 1 to 1086 and encodes 361 amino acids. The transcript is spliced from 3 exons.